AUGGAUAGAGGCGGAGAUAAUCAAGGCGACAUUCCUGAACUUUUAGAAGGUGCACAACUCUUGAAUACAAUUGGAAUUGCAUUAAAUGUUCACUUUAGUGAUCCAACAAAAUGGACUGAAGAAGAAAUGGAAGAAGCUGAGUUUGGUCAUUUAUGUUUUUUUAAAGAUGAUUCAAGAAAGGCAAUUGACGUGAUUGUCAAUAAAAUUAGUGAAGAAAGUAAAGGAAAAGAUCGAUUCUUGAUAACCGUCUUGCCAAUUCAACUUUAUUCAAACGAAAAACUUUAUUCGUUGUCACUUUUUCGUUUCAAAACUGACUCAAAAUGGAAAUUCAUUGACAAUGUCGGAAGAGUUUAUAAAGAUUUUCAAGAUUGGAAGGAGAAUAAUGUUCUUCCACCAGGAAAAGUUUGUUAUCCAUUGAAUGGUCAUUUGCAAAGGAAUUGUAAGGGAUAUGUUCAAACAAGAUGCAAAAGUACGCCUUACGGAUCGAAUCAAUCAAAAGUUAUGAAAACUGCUGACAUUUCAACUGGUGUCAUAGGAAUUGUCGGUGCCAUUGGGACAGUCUUCCUAACAGGUGGAGCUGCUCUUCCUUUUGUUGUAGCUGGUGUUGGGUCAGCAAUUUACACAACUACAAGAUCAAUUUAUCAUUUAGUUGAUCGUGGAAAUCACGGGCAAACAUUAAGUCCAUUUGAAAAUCAUGAAACUUUCAGUUUAUGGCUUGGAAUUGGUGCCAAUGUUAUUAGUUUUGGAGCCAUGGGUGCAACAAUUCGAUUAUCUACGUUAGCUUUUCAAGGAAAAAAUAUUUCACAAACUUUCAGAGCUUUUGUCAACAUCAUAAAUGGAACAACUUUGGGAGUAAAUUCAGUGGCAGUUGCAAAUUCUUUAGCUUACAUGGCGAUUCAUUUCGAAGAUAUGUCACCAAUGGAUAUGUUAAUGCAAGUCGCUUCUGUUGCUUUUUGGGCGAAAUCUGUUUUUUCAUAUAAACCUGCAUCAACAAUUGUUAAAGAAAUUCAUAAUCAAGUUCUUAAUGGUUAUUCAACAGCACUUGGACACGCUCAAGAUGAUUUCAAUCAAUUUCGAGUGAAAUUCAACAAUGACAAACAGUUAGUUAAAUUUUAUUUUCGUUAUUUGAAACAAGGAUUGGACCCCGCACAAGUGAGUGAUGUUUUAGUAGAAAUCUAUCAAAUGGGGGCAGGCGCACAAUUCUUUUCUGUGGAUCCAGGACAAAUGACAGUGAACAUUAAUGGUCAUACAUUUACAAUGGAGUUUCUAAUGUCGAUUAAGUCUUGUAAUCGUCAAACAGUUUUCAAUAUUCUUGGAGGCAUGAGCGAAGAAGAAACAAAAAGUUUUAAUAAACUACGAAGUCAGAUUCAAGACGACGUUGCACUUUUUCAUCUCAUUGCUGAAGUCUGCAAAGAUCAUGGAAUAAAUCCAGAAGAUGCUGCUAGUAGUUUAAUUACUUUUUGGGAUGUCAUUGACGAUGACACAACAAAAGUUGCACCAUCUAUUAAAUUGAAUAAAGAUGCAAGCAUAACUCUCGGAAAUGGAUUUUCAUUUAGCAUAAAUCAAGUUCUUGAGAUAGCACACAAUCACGAUGUUACACGUCUUAUGAAAGAAAACUUAUUUCAUUUCAGUGUUGAAGAUGCUAUAAAGUUCAAUCAACUGAGAAAGUUAUGUAAUGACGAUAAGAAAUUCCUCACGUGGAUAUCGGAAUCAGAUAAGAUGAAUAUUGGCAACACUGUUGAAGUAUUAAUGGAAAUAAAAUCGAAUGAAACUGAAGAUUUCAAGUUCUUUGACAUGAUAAAAUUUGAAGAAAGUUCAAGUGUUGAGUGUGGAAUUAUUAACAUUAAUGACAUUUUAAAAGUCAGCAUUUUUUUCUUAGCCCAAUUAGAUGUUAAGCAAUUUAUUCAAGUCAUACAGAUGGCAAAAACUUCUGAAAUUGUCGAUGGAAAACUUAGAAAAUUCCAUGAAAGAAUUGGUAGUUUUAGAAUACAAUCUGAGUUUAACAGAAAUCAAGCUCAAGAAUGGUUCAAAGAAGUGACAAAGAAAUUUACUCGAAUAACUGCAAGAUAUGGUCAACCGAAACCAAAGGAACUUAAUCGCAUAUUCCACAUUAAAGCUCUUCUCAACAGAUUCAGUCAAAAUUCACAACAAGAAAUUAUAAACUUUGUGUUCACUUUGAAUCCCAAGAAAAUAAACGACUUUUGCGCAUGUUGUGACUUUGCUUACACGUUUCUAAAUAAUGCAAUGGAGAAACUUUCAGUUGAACUGUACAAAACUCAAAAAAAUGCUGCUAAAAGUGAAUUUCCAUCAAUCAGAAAAUGGCGAGAGGAUCAAGUAAUACAUGACAUAAAGAACAACUGCAGGGUAAGCAAAUUGGAAUUUGCCAAGCACAGAAUGAACGUGACAAGAAAUAAAAUGUUUGAGAAAUCACCGAACGACUUCAAAGAUGGAUUGUCGGAUAAAGAGUUGUUGAAGUCGAUAGUUUCAAGGGUGAAAAAUCAUGAAUUAAUAAAAUUUGAGACAGACAUAAGCGCUACUGUACAACUCUAUAAAAGAUCAAAGCAUGAUGUCAAAAAGUUUAUUGAUAGAGCAAAUUUCAUUAUAAAAGAUUCAAAAUCCAAGUCACAUGUUUGGAGGUGUCAAGAAGGUGUUACCAGAAUCGUAGAAUUCAUUGAUUCAAAUGGCCGUGUUGAAGUAACAAAAGAGUUUGGAAAUGCUUCCCUUAAUACUUUUAUUGAAUAUGAUCAUUAAUUAUAGAAACUGUAAUUGUAUUUUAAUUCAAAUAAAUCGAGAUGACACUUAGGUAG
Clunio marinus is the source of this 2807-nucleotide messenger RNA. The record is from the annotation of a GenBank genome assembly. NCBI's taxonomy places the organism in Eukaryota, Metazoa, Arthropoda, Insecta, Diptera, Chironomidae.